CGGCGGUACUGUAACUUUCAAGUAUCAUAACUCAAAAAGUACUAAUGAAAAAAUAUUUUCUUACAGUGUAUUUUCUUACAGUGGAAAGCUCUCAACACCAGCUAUUAGAUUCUGGAAUCAAAAAUGGGUAUUCCAUUUUUUAAAAUCGAUGUGACUUUGACCUGACCUUAGGGAUGUCACCCCAAGGUCAAAGAUAAGAUCAACAAAUAGAUUCUUGUUGAAUCCUACAACUUUUGUCUGAAACACUUUUCUAUAAAACUUAUAUUUCCCAAGAUAUUCAAGUGGCCUGACCUUUUUGGAACACCCUGUAUAUGCGGUAUCCGCGGUACACUUGUCUCGUUAUAUAUGUAUAUAUAGGAUUGUUCAGAUAAGGGAAGUUCCCUCCAUUGCUAUACCAUUCUCGCGGGAUAGCGCGCAUGCACCGGUUGAAAUUGUUGAGGGUGGGGCAGGAGCCAUUCACGCAACACGUAUUCGCAAAUCUUCUCGCAAAUCGUCGCCACUCGUUGCCCAGUAUGAGCAAAGCACGACUGGAAACCAUGGCCACGAUGACCUGCAUGAAGACCCUGCUAAUGCUCUUCAAUUUCAUCUUCUGGGCGUCCGGGGUGUUAAUGUUAUGCAUCGGAAUAUGGAUGCGCAUCCAACUACGAGAUUACAUGAACAUGAGCGUGCAGGGCAGCGGAGCUGCUCUACUAGCACUUGCAAGUUUAGGUGCGGUGUUAGCGGUCGCAGCGGUCCUCGCCUGUUGUUGCACUGCACGCGGUCAUCCCGCUCUCCUGUAUUUGUACGGUGCGUUUCUGGCUGUCGUGGCUUUACUGGAACUCGGUGCGGGCGCGUCGGUUUACGCUUAUCGCACGAGCUUGAACGAGGGAUUUGAUCAAGGUCUGAACGAGAGCAUGGUUGCCUAUGGACAGGACCAUUCCAAGAGUAGUCACAUCGAUACCAUGCAAUCAACUUUGCAUUGCUGUGGCAAUCGCGGUUAUGUUGAUUGGCUCAAUUUGGAUCCGCCAAAGGACGUUCCCUUAUCCUGUUGCAAAGUGCUACAGAAUAAAUGCGACACAUCGGAUGUAGAGAAAAUUUAUAUCGAGGGAUGUUACAAUCGCUUACUGGAUCUUAUAAAUAGCAACAUCGGUCUGGUGGCCGGUACGGCGAUCGGCGUAGCUUUUUUCCCACUAGUUGGUAUCUUCCUGGCAUGCUGUCUAGCUAGCAAUAUCAAUAAGGCCGAGUACGAGCAAGUUGCUUAGGCAUGGCAUUUGCGCAAAUUGCAACGGUCCUAUCAGAAAACAAAACCUAUAUCCUUAACGACAACGGCGAACAUAUAUGAUUUAAUGGGAAAACGGAAAUGAUCUCAAUCGAGGCAAGCGCGUACUUUAUCAAUUCGAUUUUAGUUAACAAUUUGGUACGAAAAUUGAUUAAAAAUGUAUAAUAUAAGGUCCACUUGUAUAUGAAGUUAUAUCUAAAAUGGAUCUUAUACAUAAUUAUGUAUUUGCAUCAUUCUUAUAUUGAUUUUUGUUGUACUUAAGCCCUCGAUUAAAUUCGUGCUUUCAUGUUUUGGCUAUGAAUCAUUUUAAUCAAAAUUAAUAUAAAUCGAUAAUGUUGUAUCGAAGUAUGUUUACUUAAUAUCGUUACAAGAUGUAAUAAUCUUCUCAUACAUUUAGAAUUUAUUUGAAGAUUAAUCUUCAAAUAUACUUCAUACAACAAUUAAAAAGAAUAUACAGAUCUUAAUAUACAUAAUAUUUAAGAUCUUUUAAACAAAGCAUUUACAAACUAACAUGUUAGCAGACAAGAGAGAAUACGAAAUAUACUAAUUUGAGACUAGUAGUCGCUGAUGAGCAAGUUUCUUUGAAUAUGAUUUAUAAAAUUUUUUUAAUGUUAAAAAACGUAUGAGAGAUAUCUAGAUUAUUGAAUAAAACAUGACAUAUUCCUUUGCAUGAGAGGAUUAAAUAACGUUGUAGAAUGCGAACGACGCAUGACUAGCAUUUUUAUGAAUUAGCAGUAAAAAUAUGACUUGAUUAUUGCUAACUUUAAAAAUAUCGAAUCGCAUUGUACAAACUGAAAAAAAAUUUUAAUUUAGAUAUAAGUUCUAAAAUUUGGUGAAAGUCAAAUGACGUGUUUAUACAUAACAUAUAUUACGUAUAUAUGUAUAUAUACAUGCAUACAUAUAUAUGAAGAUAGAAC
Trachymyrmex cornetzi is the source of this 2175-nucleotide messenger RNA. RefSeq names its product tetraspanin-7. The record is from RefSeq and is a predicted model, not a curated record. Gene Ontology annotation, cellular component: plasma membrane. Lineage: Eukaryota; Metazoa; Arthropoda; Insecta; Hymenoptera; Formicidae.